AUGAGCUACUCAUCGUACGAGAGCGCAUACAUAACCGGAGACAACACGGCGAAGAACAAAUACAAGGGCAUUCGCCGCCGCAAGUGGGGGAAGUGGGUCUCGGAAAUUAGGGUCCCAGGGACUCCCGACCGUCUCUGGCUAGGCUCAUACGCCACUCCGGAGGCAGCUGCAGUUGCCCACGACCGCCCCCUUAACGUCCCUCUCGUCUUGCCCGCCGGUGCCGCCCUCGGGAUUUCGCCCAAGUCGGUGCAGAGGGUCGCAUCGGACGCCGGCCUAGCAGUCGACGCUCGUCUGUCGGGGUCGAGGGUCGAUUCACGGCAGCCAAACGAGUGUUCGGAAAUAAACAAUCGCGAGCAUCUCGAUAUCUCGGUCGACGAUUAUCUCUAG
Molecule: messenger RNA, 387 nt
Organism: Striga hermonthica
Lineage: Eukaryota; Viridiplantae; Streptophyta; Magnoliopsida; Lamiales; Orobanchaceae
Source: the annotation of a GenBank genome assembly